AUGUCACAAUUGAAAAAAUUCCAAUAAGCAGACUUUUAACUCGUCUAUCCACUUAACAGUAAGACGUCGAUGCAAAAGAAAGGAGCUGAACUCUUCAUAUGCAAGUUAGUCAAUCCUUAGAAGAAAACCUAAAAGGAAUUGGUGGAUGAAAUGGAUUAGAUGAAAAUUCGGUUAUCUAAAGCAGGCAUUUACAUUCCUGAAGGGUAUUGGGAGGAGAAGCAGGCAGUGUGUUUUGUUUAUAAGAAAUUUAAAUUUUCAAUGGCAGACUUAAUCAAAUAGCACAAGAGACAAGGAGUGUACAUCCCAAUGAAUAAAAUGCAAACUUACGUAAAUGAAUUCACAAAUUGGGUUGACAAAAUCCAUAAAUCCAAGAAGGGCGAGAAUCAGAGGUACUUUCAUGGGAGAAUCAAACCAUCAAAUCUAUUUGAGGAUGAAGAGAGCGAAUGUGUAAUAACAGACUUCUAUUAAUUCUCUAAUGAAAAUAGCGAAUUGUAUUUACCACCUGAAUCCUUGGCGGCAUUAAAAAAGAAUUAAAGUCAAAGAUUUGCUUCUGGCAGUUCAGUGGUAGAUUUGUUGGGAGGAGAUCCAGUCAAAGUUGAUAUUUGGUAAUUGGGUUUAACUUUUCUUUAGAUGGCUUCAUUAAAAGAUAUUGAAGAAUUGAUAAUCUUUAGAGACUCUAAUACUUAGGAUUCUGCCAAAGCAAUUGAAAUCAAAGAGACAAUCAAAAAGUUGUAUGGAUAACAUUUAUACAAUGUGAUAGAGAGAAUGUUGGAAAGGAAUCCUUCUACAAGAUCUCCGAUCCAUGAAUUGGAAGACACAAUCUAAGAUUUCUUCAGUGACAAUGUCAUCCAACAUGAUGAGAAUCUGCUUUAACCCAACCCUGAAUUGCUACUGGACGAAUUAAAAUAAAGAGUCACCUAAUAGAAGUAACAGACAGUUGUAUAAUAUUUAUCCAAAUAUCAAAUGCAACCAGUCAGUAGAAAAAUAAAAGCUACAAACUUUUGGGAUGCCUUAGAAGACAUCAAGAUAUCUAUUAGUUUUAAGGAAAAAGCAGUUCUAUUAUAAACAUACGAUUUGCAAAAGACUGAUGAGAUUGAUCUUUCAUCAUGGAUUCAAAGACAGAAAGAAGUCGUAAAAUUGGGAGAAUUGAGUUAGGCAUAGGAUCAGGAGUUGUUUGAAAUGUUAAAGGACAUUAAUACAUAUUUAGAAGAUAGCAACAUAAAUUUGAUUGAAAUUCUGAAAGCAAGUGACUCGGAAUAGUUGGGAAUUCUACCCUAUGAUAAAUUCGAUUCUAUAAUUAGAUAGGAGGGAAUCAACUUAAAUCCUGAAGAUAUUCCUCUCUUGAAAUUGAAGUAUGAUCCUAAUAAGAAGAAUACAAUUUACUAUGAAAGCUUUUGCGAUGACAUCAAAUCGACAAAUUAACAAUAAUUAGGAGUGGAUGAUUUAAAAAAAAAGAUGUAUAAAGCCAUAAGGGAUGUGUAUAAUGUGUUCAUUUCAUUUUUCCGUCAUUACGAUAGCAAAUCUAAGGGAUAUUUGGGCUAUGAUGAUAUUUACAAGUUUUUCAAUGAGAUUAAAUACUAACCCAAUCCUGAGAUUCUAAAAUAAGUAUUGUUUAAUCUAGAUCCAGACAAUAAAAAAAUGAUUACUUUCGACAAUGUGAGAACCUUCUUUGAAGCCAAUGUGAAUGAAGAUUUGAAGGAUAUCUUGACUCAACUAGUCAAUGGUCUCCUUAGUAUCUAGAUGACUUUACCUUAAUUAAUUAGAUCUAGCACAAAAAGUAGUAGUAUUAUAUCCUAAAGCUAAUUUUUCAAUGCUCUCAAACAAUCCAAUGAUCAUCUUCGCUAAACAGAUUUCUAAUUCCUGUUAAAUAAUUUUGGAGUAAAGGAGGAAAUCGAGUAUCCUCGUUUUGUAUAGGUAAUAGCUUAAAAGGCAAGAGAAUUGCAUGUGUAAAAUUGGAAACAACUGUAAGAGGCUGAUGGAGGAGAUAGCAUUCAAGAAAGAAAGAGUAAUUUCGAUGACCCAGAGUUAUCAUUACAGAAAUCCAUUAACUUCAAUCCUAAAUCUUUUGAUUCUUAGAAAAAACUGUUGCAAUUCAUCUCUAAAGAAUUAUAGGAGAGAGAUGAAACUCCUCGGCAAUAUUUCAAAUGUACUUUUCAACGAAUGUCGAUCCAAUAAUUCAAGGAUAAAUUGCGUUAAUUACAAGUGCAUAAAGCAGACUUUGAGGUCGAGCAGGAGGAAUUGAUUAAUAAUCUUUUGGUACCCAAUGAUAGAACAUUUGUCGACAUUGAUUUACUAAUAGAAGCCAUUCUUUAUUAUAAGGAUAAAAGAAAUGAUUAGAUUAGGUUUAGUCAACACAAUGCAGUGGUCUUUUUUGAGCAACUUAAUAAAAUGAUGAAAAAAAAGAAAAUUAAUUAUACAGACAUUGAAGAUUUAGAUUCUUUGGGGGAUGGCACCUUAAAGAAGAAGCAUCUGCAAGAUUAUUUAGUUAAAUAAUUGUUGAUAGAUUCAGAGGAUGAAAACUUUAAAGAUUUUUUAAUUUGCAUUUAACAAGAUCAAUAAAACAUAUCCUUAAUUAAAUUGAGACAAGGCUUGAAAUUAGACGAGGCUGCUAAUAAAUUGCUCCAAGAUCUCAACACUGAAUUGGCAUACGAAUAAAGCAAGCCAGAAUAACUAUUUAGAAAGUAUGAUGCCAAUAGGAAUACAAAGUUGGAAAUGAGGGAGUUUUAAGAAUUCUUAUAACAAUUGGUAGGCAAUGUAGAUUAGAAGAUAUUGGAGACACUCUUCCAUAAAUUUGAUAGUAAUAAUGAUAAUACAAUUAAUCUAAACGAAUUUAAAUAGAAAAUUAUUAAUUAGAAUGAUGAAAAUCCUAAAUAGAAUUAACAAUAAAAUAAACCAAAAUAAUAAUAAUAAUAAUAUUAAGAACCAUAAUAAUAAUUUAGAAGAACUAGUGCUGUCGAUUCCAAAGUAUUGACACCUUAGAUUAUGAAAUCAGUAUUCAGACUUAAAGAUGCUUUAAAUGAAAAUAAUUAAACCUUACAAAUUUUUGAUAAAAGAGGUAGAGGAGAGAUAUUGAUUAACGCAUUCCAAGAUAUUAUUAAUCACUUUGGAUUUGACUAUGCUGAAUUCAGAAGUCUAGCAUCAUAUUUAUAAUCACCUGAUGAUAAAAAGUUUUUAUAAUAUGACAAGUUAUAAUUACUUUUAGACGAUUGUGUGGAAGCCGAAUAAUUAUUAUUGAGUCUCAACCAAACUAUCUCAGCAGGUAAGAAUGCCACAGCUUAACUGUUUUAUAAUUAUGAUCAAAAUGGAAAUGAUGUUUUGGACAGACAAGAGUUUAAUAAAUUGAUUCAUGACAUUGAUCCUUCCAUAAAGAAUAAAUAAAUUGAUAACCUAUUCUUAUUGCUUGAUUCCAACGGUGAUGGUUCAAUAAGCAUCAGUGAAUUCAAAUCUAAAGUUUUUGCAAAGGAAAAACCAAAGGUAUUAUCUCAAGAUAACAAACAAUAAUCAGGAGGAAUGUUCAAUGAGGUUAUUAAGUUCAUUAAGUCCUCAACAACCGUAUUGGGAGAUUUUGAGGGAAUGGAUGAAAAUUACACCAAUAAGUUAGAUGUGGACAGCAUUCUUUCUGUCUUAAAAAAGAACAAUGGACCGACUCCUCAAUCACUUGAAAUGAAAGGAAUUGCCGAUUAAUUGGGAGCAUUGUAAGGCAAUUAAAUCAAUUACAAGAUGCUUUGUUAAAAAGCCAAGCAGCAUCAUAUAGAUACGCCUUAGAACAAAAUAGAUGCCAUUUUAUCUAAGUUAAGAGAGCAAUUGUAAUAAAAAUAUAUCAGCGUUAUUGACAUAGCCCAAGAGUUUGAUCUUAAUAAGAAAGGCAAAGUGAAGCUUAAAGGUUUAAAAUUAGGAAUUGCUGAUAAGUCAAUCCAACUUACUGAUAAUGAUUGGGAUUUGUUAUUGACAAUCUUGGAGUAGGAUGCAUAAGAUUAUAUUGACUAUUAUGCACUUAAUGACUUGAUUAAUUUAGGGUUGGCAAAGUACAAGGAAAGUAGGAAGGUUAUUGUGAUCAAUACCAAUUAAGAGAUUGACAAGAUUGUUAUUUCUUUUUCUCAAUAUAUGGAAAAGGAAACAUGUACUUUGCUUUAUUUGUAUAGACAAACUGAUAGAGACAGGGACAACUAUAUUUCUAACGAGGAAUUCACUGACCUUCUUCUGAGAACGAUUGGAUACUCAAGUUCAUAGGAUGUGCAAAAGUAGCUGUUUGAAAUCUUUGAUAUGGAUAAGGAUGGAAAAAUAAACUUUACAGAAUUCGAGUAUCAAGUUUAUAAAAGAAAUGAAUUAACAAAGUAGUAAAUAGAAGAUAUGAAGUUAGUGAUGCUGAAUGGUCGCAAUCCAUAAUUUGAAUAACAGAUUUCAGAAUUAUUUAAUAUCAUAUCUCAAGGCAGUUAAUCCAUAGAUUUCAAAUAAUUUACAAUGUAUAUGAAUUACUACAAGAAGUACAAGAUCUUAGAAUUAGAUUAAUUUUUUAGGUAUUUUGAUAAAGAAUAUGCAGAAAGAUUAGAUUAAUUUAGAUUUAUACUAUCAUUUAAGUAAUAAUAAACACGAAUUACCCCAUAAUAUGAAUAACCUCCUUAAUAAUAACCUUAUCCACCUGCACCCAUUGGAUACUAAUAAUAACCUAAUUAGCAAUACUAAUAAUAAUUACCAAAUUAAUAAUAUUAAUAGCAAUAAUCAUAUUAAUAAUCACAAUAAUUGUAAUAAUAGUAAUAUUAGUCGUAGUAAUAAUAACCAAAUCAAUACUAAUAAUAAUAACCAAAUCAAUACUAAUAAUAAUAGCAGAAUCAAUACUAAUAAUAACAGAAUCCAUAGUAAUAAUAAUCUUAUGGCAACCAAGGAUAUCAAUAAUAACCAUAAUAUAUGCAAUAGUAAUAAAUGUAGUUUAAGAAUUAAAAUGAUCUUCAAAAUCCAAUGUUGGGUUCUUUUAAUCCAUCAAAUAUAUCUUAAUCUAUUGUUUAUCCUCCUUAAAAUACUAAUUACAACUAGUAAAACAAUUUAGGUGAUAAUGAAAUAAAAUAAUAAUGGGUGUAAAAUACCAACAAAGUAGAUUAAAGAUGGAGUUAAGCAUAAGAUCAAUAAAUGUUUCCACCUAAAUAGGGUCCAGACUAAUGGAAAGAGAAUAAUGAUAGAUAGCAAGAGAAUCAGUAAUCGAUAAUUCCUCAAGAAUAUGAUCUAAGCUUUUACGAUUAAGAAUUGCAUAGGAAAUGUAUCUAGAAAAACGUAGACCUCUUCGAUUUAUUGUGUUAGUAUGAUGAAACUGCUUUACCUGAACUGAAGAUAUCCAGACCAGAGUAAUUGGAAUAGGCAUUCCUAUUUUUAGAAGUAAUGGCACCGACUCCACACAUCCAAUAAUUCUACUAUUAUUAUUCACAGGGAUAAAAUUAAAUGAGUAUUGUUUUGCCAUAUCUAAAAAUGAACAACCCUGGAAAACUAUUAGCCAAAGCGCUCAACUUUACAAUGGUCAAACAUUAAUAGUAUACAAGACAAUAACUAUGGAGUUUGAUUGGAGAAUAAUAACAAACUUGGCAAAUGCCUUAGUUAAUAAAAAUAAAUAAAAACCUUAAGAUUGGGUUGAAUGAAAGAGAAUUAAGAGAAGCAUUUCAAUAUUGGGAUACUCAAUAAUCAGGAGUAAUCACUUAUAGGAUGUAUGAUGAAAUAUUAAAUUUGAAUCAAAUUAUUGUGCCUACAAAAAAUAAUAAUGUUUUGCAAUAGCAAUCGCAAUAGAUGGAAGUCGGAUUGAAGUAGACAUUAGAUACCUUUUUGUUACACUUAUCCGAAGUGGUGCUUUCGAAGAAUUGCUUUAAUUUGUUUGAAUAAUUGGAUAAGAAGGGAUACAAUUAAAUACCUUACAAUGAUUUCUUGCAAAUCAGUAAAAAGCUAUUGGGAACCAUCUCAGGAGAAGAGAUAAAGGCAAUCAAGUAAAUAUUACAAUUAAAUGGAUUUAUCAAUUUAAGUGAUUUGGCUCAAUCAUUAAAGGUGGAUAGAAGCAAAAGUGGAUAAUUUAAUUAGGAUGAUGAAAAAUAAUAAUUUGGAUUGGCCAAUAAAGAUUAAAGAAAGAGUAUACUCAACACGCAAAAUAAAGAAAAGUUUACCAAAAUGUUACCAAUCAUAAAUGAAUUCCUGAAAAAGAGAAAUAAAUCAUAUGACGAUUUUGCACUUUACUUUUUCCCUCCUAAUUCAGCCAGUACCAUCGAUAAAAAUAUAUUUGUAAAGAAAGCACUUGAAGCUUAAUUUGGAUUAACAGCCAUUUAAUGUGAGGACUUAUACGAUUAUUUAGAUGCUAAUUCAAGUGGAAAUAUAUCAAUAAAUGAAUUUAGACUAGUGUUCUAAUCAAAACAAGGAGAUCAUAACAAAAACAAGGCUGAAUAAAUUAUCAUGAGCUAAGAUAUUGAAUAAGAAAUCCAAGAACUAUUCAAUUAGAUUGAUGAAAAUAAAAACUAAUCUCUAGAUUAAAGGGAAUUACUUAAAGCAUUAUAAUCAGUAGGACUGAACCCAGGCACUGAAGAAUUAACUUAAUACUUUGCAUAAUUCGAUAGAGAUAAAAGUGGUACCAUAUCUUACCAAGAGUUUUCACACAUUGUUAAGGAUAUUCUAAAAAAGGAAUUAUUAUAAGCAGAUGAUUUAUUAGAAGAUCUAAGAAGAGAGUUUAGAUAAGUUUGUAAUCCAACCACAAGAAUGCUAUCAAAAGAAUAAGUUAGUUAAGUAUUUUAAAACAUGGGCGUUCAAAUUAAAAAUGAAGAACUUGAAGACUUGUUUAUUGAAAUAGAUGAGGAUAAGUCAGGUUCAAUUGAUAUUGAUGAAUUUAUUUACUUUAUUUAGAAAAAUUAAUCAGGAAUGUCAGCAAAGGCCUCUGCUGCUGUUAUGAAUAUCAAAGGUAGUAGAAGAAUAUCAUUGCAUGAUUUAAAGGAAAUAUUUUUGACAUUGCCUUAAAACUUUAUAAUGAGUUUUGUACGCAGUCAAAAUAAAAAAUUAUAAAAUUUACCUUCGUAAUAAUUGAAACCUGUCCUAGACAAUUGUGGAUUUUUCUAUUAAGGAUUAAAUUACGUGGAUGCUGCCAAUUUCAAUAUAAAAUAGAGUAUUCUUGAUAAAGUUAAUAUCAAAAAUAACUAUAUAGCUGAAAUUCGAAUGAUUGAGGCAACUGGAAUACCAAUUCCUGAUGAAAAAGAUGUUCCCAGAAGUUCCUUUUUGAGAAGAGAAAUAGGAAUUAUACUUAUGGAUAAAGCUUUGAAUAAAUUUGAUGGCAAUGCUAUUUAUAUUCCUGCUCAAUGGAAUUCAGAAUACGAAGAUAGAUGGAUCUUCGAUUCUGCUGCCAUGGAAUAAGCGAUGUAUUUGAGAUGGGGCAAUUUCGAUGAGAAAAUGGAUAAUAUGAUAGAAUUGAUUUUCGAGUUUAUUACUUAUUCAACCAACAAGGGUCGAUUAAUUCAAAUAUCUUGUGCUUAUGGAUCCAUUCCUGUUUAUUAACUUAAACCAGGAAAACAACUAUUGGAAUUAAAGGGAGGUGCUCCUCUCAAGGAUAUAACCAUCGACAAAAAGGACAUUAGAACCAAUAGAAGUGGGUGGAGGUCUGUUGUUAAAGCACUAUCUUCGAACAUUAAAUCUUAAUUGGUUGUAGAAGUGGUAAAAUUGACUCCUUAGACUAUUUUUAAAUUAUCAGCUCUACCAAACAAGUGUCUCUUAAAUAAGUGGGCUUUGGGGAUGCAAUCAGCUUUUAGGGAAUAUUUUGCUUAUAGGACAUAAAUGAAGGGGGAAAUCGAAUUGAAUUUGGCAAGCGAUAUAAGAAUCAAAGCUUGGUUAAAUUGCUUUGAUUGCCCAGACACAACAAGGGCAGUGGCUCAAUUUUGGAAUGAAUUUAUAGAGUAAAAGUCAAAUCCAUAUAAUUAAUAGACCUAAAGUGAAUGAUCACCAGUUCUUAUUAAAAGCAGUGUCUAAGAUGGCAGAUUCCUUAUAUUUGAUGUUUAAGAACACAGAGUUUAAAUUUUCUGCUGGAGAUCCUACUGCCAGAAUAGAUCAUGAUUUGGCUCUACUUAAAAAGAGACAACAAUUAAUUGCUGAUGCCAUCCUGGAUAUGAAAACUAAUUUAGGGAUUGGCAAUCAAUAGCAGUAUGAUUUGUUUGUUAUUAUUCAUUUAGGAAAAAGUAAUAGGCGGUAGUUAGUUUGGAGCCAUUAAACAUUGAGGAGAUGAUGGAUUUAGAAAAUGAUUAGGACUUACAAGCGAUUGAGAGAUUUUUGAAUAAGAAAAAACCAAAAAAAUAAGCAUAAUAGUAAUGAAAUUUAUGAACAUCGAAG
Messenger RNA from Paramecium octaurelia, 8331 nucleotides. Lineage: Eukaryota; Ciliophora; Oligohymenophorea; Peniculida; Parameciidae. The record is from the annotation of a GenBank genome assembly.